Messenger RNA from Aspergillus bombycis, 405 nucleotides. RefSeq names its product peptidylprolyl isomerase family protein FPR2 (gene fkbp3). Gene Ontology annotation, biological process: protein peptidyl-prolyl isomerization. The transcript is spliced from 2 exons. The record is from RefSeq and is a predicted model, not a curated record. Lineage: Eukaryota; Fungi; Ascomycota; Eurotiomycetes; Eurotiales; Aspergillaceae. Gene Ontology annotation, molecular function: peptidyl-prolyl cis-trans isomerase activity. Bases 1 to 405 code for a protein of 134 amino acids.
AUGCGUUUCUCAAUCUUCUCCACCCUCCUCGUCUCUCUCGCGACCCUCUCCACCGCCGCCGAACUCGGCAUCGAAAAGACCCACGAGGUAGAAUGCACCCGCAAAACCGUCAAGGGCGACACCGUCCAGAUGCACUACAAAGGCACGCUGCAGUCCGAUGGCUCCGAGUUCGACUCUAGCUACAAGCGCAACUCGCCAUUGAAGUUCAAGGUCGGUUCGGGUAUGGUUAUUAAGGGGUGGGAUGAGGGUCUCCUGGAUAUGUGCAUUGGUGAGAAGCGCACUUUGACUAUUCCCCCUGAGUAUGGGUAUGGGUCUCGUGGAGUUGGGCCGAUCCCUGGUGGUGCGACUUUGAUCUUUGAGACGGAGUUGGUGGGUAUUGACGGUGUUUCGAAGGAUGAGCUGUAA